AUGUCAGUUGUAGCAGUCAGUCAGAGUAAAGAACAUCACUUUAGUAAAGAUGUUGUAGACUCGAUCACAUUGAUCGAGGGUAGAGGUGUACUAGGUGAUUGUCAUUUUGGUGAGAAUGUUCAACAUCUUUCAAGAGUCAAAGUAAACCCAAAUCAACCUAAUCUUAGACAGGUACAUCUCAUUUCACAAGAAUUCCAACAAGAACUCAAAGGGAAAGGUUUUGUAAAGGGUUGUUUACCUGGUCAAAUGGGUGAGAACAUUACAACGGUUGGUAUCGAUCUAAUCAAUCUCCCACUCGGUACUACAUUAACUAUAAAUGAUGUUGUAUUGGAAAUUACUGGACUUCGUAAUCCAUGCCCUCAACUAUCGAAAUUGGAAAGUGAUUUAUUAGAGGCAUGUCGUCUUCGUGAUGAACAAGGUGAGAUCAUUGUAAGAAAGUCUGGUAUCAUGGCUAUAGUACUCAAGGGUGGUAGUAUCAAAGCUUCGGACAAGAUUAUCGUUCAAUCACCUCCAGAACCACAUGUAGCAUUAAAAGUAGUCUAA
Molecule: messenger RNA, 543 nt
Organism: Cavenderia fasciculata
Lineage: Eukaryota; Evosea; Eumycetozoa; Acytosteliales; Cavenderiaceae
Product: MOSC domain-containing protein
Exons: 2
Coding region: 1-543 (180 amino acids)
Molecular function (GO): molybdenum ion binding; catalytic activity; pyridoxal phosphate binding
Source: RefSeq, a predicted model, not a curated record